Messenger RNA from Arachis ipaensis, 344 nucleotides. The record is from RefSeq and is a predicted model, not a curated record. NCBI's taxonomy places the organism in Eukaryota, Viridiplantae, Streptophyta, Magnoliopsida, Fabales, Fabaceae.
ACCCUUAGGCCGCCGAAACCUGGCGAGAUGCUUCUCUGUCCAUGGAUCACCUCUUGGUGUUUACAAGGAAAAUAACAUGGAAGCUAUAUAUGGCAAAAUUUCCAAGGCCUAGAGCGAAGAAAAUGGUCAAACAAUCAACUCAAUUGAAGGAACUUAAAACCGAAACGCAGCAACCUCAAUUCAAGGAGCUUGAAAUCAAAGUGGAGCGUCAAAUCAGUGCAAUUAGGGUGGUUCGUGAUGUUGACAUCGAGCGAUUGUUGAUGGAACUUCGUUUGGUUCGAUCGUGUUUCAAUGAGGAACAACUCCGGAAGCCAAUGUUGCAGAGAAUGGGAAAUUCGAUGUGA